Molecule: messenger RNA, 1629 nt
Organism: Cadophora gregata
Lineage: Eukaryota; Fungi; Ascomycota; Leotiomycetes; Helotiales; Ploettnerulaceae
Product: Ankyrin repeat domain-containing protein 16
Exons: 1
Coding region: 1-1629 (542 amino acids)
Cellular component (GO): nucleus; cytoplasm
Molecular function (GO): protein binding
Source: RefSeq, a predicted model, not a curated record
AUGUCAGACCAACCCGAACAAGCGAACGGGGUGCCUCCAAAUAUCUCAUCUCAACCAGAUGACACAGAAAUAGCCUCCUCCUUCGCAGUAACAGAAGACUGGCAAAUCUCAGACAACUGGACACCCCUCCACGCCGGCGCCGACACCCUCAAUCUCUCCAAAAUCCGAGCCAUACUCUCCACCUCAUCCUACUCCAUCAACGCCACCACAAGAGAAACCAACGAGACACCACUCCACAAGGCCGUUCAAAGCUGGGACGACGACUCCACCGGCUCCAAGAUAGAAAUCAUCAAACUGCUCGUCUCUCACGGCGCAAAUCUAAAUCCUCAUGAUUGCGUCGGCAACACGCCUCUGCACUAUGCUGCUAGAGCAGGAUUUCCAGAUGCUGUGGAAAGGCUGAUUGAUCUUGGUGCGGUAAUUGACGUUGAUAAUAAAGAGCCGGAGAGUCAUGAUGAGGGGUGUGGGUGUGGGAAUCAGCAUGGGUUGGCGGCACUGUUGUCUGGUCUGACAGGCGGGAAGUUCAAGAGCGGGACGUUUAGAGAGUUCAGCACACCGCUGCAUGUAGCUGCCACUGCUGGGCGUGCUGAUGUGGUGAAGCUGCUUCUUGAGAAAGGAGCGAAGGUUGAUUCAUUCGAUAUCGAUGAUGGCACGCCGCUGACUUGUGGUGUGCUGGGGAAGAAUUUGGAGGUUUGUCGGACCUUGCUGGAGUGGCCGGAGGGACUUGCUUCCCUGAAUGUCAAGCAGAAACAAGGCCAUCUACCGAUUCAUUACGCGGGGACUGGAAAUCCAGAUGUUCUCAGACUGCUGAUUGAGAAGGGUGCAGAUGUCGAUGCCCAAAUCGAUCAGCCGGACUGCUGGUCUCAUGCACGAACGGCUCUGUCAGCUGCUUGCGAAGAGAAGUACUUUAUGGACAACAUCGAGGAGAAUGUCCGGAUUCUACUCGAAGCUGGCGCGGAUCCAAAUCGACAGCUUGGAAAGAAGGGAACUCCGUUUCUUGUAGCCCUGAGCUCAGGGAAUGUCCCAGCCGCAAAAGUCAUUCUGGACAUGGGGCUGGCGGAUCUUGGAUCUGCUUUGCUGGCUAAUGAAGCACCGCUCAUGGUAGCAGCGACUCGAGGACAGGCGGAGAUGUGCGAGUUCUUGAUCGAAAGGGGAUGUGAUGUCAAUAUCAGGACCUCUUAUGGCGAUGAGUACACUCCACUGCAUAACGCAGCUGGAUAUGGAAAUGCUGAGACGGUCAAUAUUCUCAUCUCAGCUGGGGCGGAAAUCGAAGCCCGAAACUUCGAUGGGAGACGGCCUUUACAUAUGGCUUCUUUCAAAGGAAAGGAUGAAUGUGCUAGGGAGCUUCUGAAAGCUGGUGCGGAUAUCGAAGCUGUCGAUGAUAGUUCAUGGACACCUCUACAUUUUGCGGCAAAUUAUGGGCAUCUUCAAGUUGUUGAGGUGCUUUUGAAUCCGGACGGUAGGAAACCUGCAUCCUUGAAUAAGAGGACUACUGGUGGCCAGGGUGGAGGAAACUGUACUGCGGCUGAUCUUGCGAAGCUUUGUGGUUAUGAUAAUAUUGCUGAGCUGCUUGUGGCAGCUGGGGAUACGCUAUCUCCAGAGGAUGAGGAGAUGAACGAAGAUGGAGACUGA